This is a messenger RNA of Myzus persicae (green peach aphid), 2605 nucleotides long. Its product is annotated as histone acetyltransferase KAT6A-like. The record is from RefSeq and is a predicted model, not a curated record. Lineage: Eukaryota; Metazoa; Arthropoda; Insecta; Hemiptera; Aphididae. Gene Ontology annotation, cellular component: MOZ/MORF histone acetyltransferase complex. Gene Ontology annotation, molecular function: histone acetyltransferase activity. The transcript has 14 exons. Bases 1 to 2325 code for a protein of 774 amino acids. Gene Ontology annotation, biological process: regulation of DNA-templated transcription.
AUGCCUAAGGAAAAUAUGCGGAAAAGUUACGACAAGACAAAUAUUAUUCGAACUGAAUCAGUUUCAGUAUCUGGUUCAAUACGUCACCGUCGUCCAGAUACCGCAACACGAUCAAUUGGAAAACCAGUCAUAAAACAUAGUCUUGUGAAGAAAGCGACACGUUCGUUUGAAGCAGAUUUAACUAGAAUUGAAAUAAUCUCUCUUUCAAGGCGCACAGCCAGAAGAAAAAGGAUAAGGGUACCAGUUUGUGAUACAAGUUCACUUGCAACUAACGAGGACCGAAAAUUGAACAAAAAUUCCGGCAAUAUCUGCGCCGAAUGUUCAAGUACAUCGGCUAGAAAUCAAUCCGGUGAAACGGAACCCCUACAACAUUGUGCAGGGAACUGUGGCGUUUCAUUGCAUUCUUCUUGUUUGGCAAUUAAAUGCGGCCCCUUGAUUACUUUGCUACCUCGCGGAUACCGAUGGUUUUGUCAGAGCUGUAAAACGUGCUCGACAAUCCCAUCGUGUUCAGUGACCGAUCGUAUGACGUAUUUAUUAAACUGUGGCACAUGCGAACGUGGUUAUCAUUUGCAAUGUCUACAGCCUGCUGUGUCUGUAGAUAAACCGAAAUCGGAAUGGCGAUGUUUGUUUUGUAGAGAUCAUGCUAUUUCUAGUACAGUAGAUCCGUUUGAUGAGCGCGGGAACAGGCUGAGUCUAAAAAUCCAAAUUUCAAUCUCAAAUUUCCAUAACCGUGAAAAUCAAAAUACUAUGAGUAGAAAUUGUAGUCAGAUGAAAAAUGAACACACCAAUGAACUAGACAAUAGUGAAAAGCUGCGCAGUUGUAAAGAUGUAGUGGAAAAAUAUAAAAUUGGAUUGGGAAAGUGGACGGUACCUCUGGAUUUGAUGACAAACAGUUAUGACAAGACAAAUAUUGUUCAAACUGAAAGAAAUUCAUUAUCCAGUGUAAAAAGUCAACACCAUCGUCCAGAUAUAACAUCAUUGAUUAGAACACCUGUCUUACAACAUAGUUCUGAAAGAAAAGCACGAUUACUUACAGAAAAGCUUGGUAAACCAUCCAUUUCAGAUUGGAUGUACUUCCGUGAUGUCAUGGUUGACGGAAACGUCACCUCAGCCUCUCACUUAAAAAAAGAAAAGCUUGGAAAACCAUCGAUUUCAGGUUCGAUGUAUCUGCGUGAUGUCAAAAAAGACUGUAAUGUCCCUUCUUCACUCCUUACAGUUGCAGCGAAAAAAAGGAAAAGGGCACUGACCGAUUUUGCCGACCAAAAAUUAAAAAAAGAGAAGCUCGGAAAACCAUCCAUUGUGGGUUCAACGUAUCGACGUGAUGUCACUGAAGAUGUUCUGAAAAAUAUGAGCCGCCCUGUUGCACCUAAUGGGGCUAUGAACGAAGAUGUCGAAAUCUGCAAUGGGACAAAAUCAAGGGCAAAGAAUAGUACAAUUGCUAAGGCUCCAAUAAGAUGUCCGGCUCAAAUACAAUUUGGGAAAUUUGAAGUGGAGACAUCGUAUUCAUGUUCAUUCCCGCAAGAAGAGGACACUGCAAAAAAAUUAAUGUUUUGUGAAUAUUGCCUAAAGUAUACGAAAUGUCAAUCGAUUCUAGAAAGACACAUGCGCCAUUGUUGCUGGAGGCAACCACCAGGAAUUGAAAUCUACCAAAGUGGAGAUCUCAGUGUUUUUGAAGUUGAUGGAAAUGUAGACAAAACGUACUGCCAAACAUUAUGCCGAAUAGGAAAAUUAUUUUUGGAACUUAAAACCCUGGUCUCUGGCGUCGAACCGUUUUUAUUUUACAUUCUUACGAAAAAUGACGGUUUUGGCUGUCAUUUGGUUGGUUAUUUUUCAAAAUUAAAAAAUAGUGAGGAAAAUCAUAAUUUAUCCUGUAUUGUAACCAUGCCACAGUAUCGAAGACAAGGGUAUGGUCGAAUUCUCAUCGAAUUGAGUUAUCUCUUAUCAAAAAUCGAAAGGCAACCGGGAACACCAGAAAAACCCCUUUCCGGCUUAGGUCGACUGACAUACAAUAAAUAUUGGAAAGAUGUCAUACUAGAAUAUUUAGAUGCACAUAGAGACAGUGACAAAAUAUGUAUUGAUGAUAUUAUCAGUGAAACUGGUUUAAUAAGACAGGACAUAACUAAUACUCUAAAAUUCCUUAAUAUGAUUGUGGAAGUAUUUAAAAAAAUGACAGUAUGUAUUGACUGGGACAUUGUAGAUGCUCAUAUAAAGAGAAAAACUACAUUAAAACAAAUUCAUAUUGAACCGGAUCGUUUAAGAUGGACACCGCCAACUAAAUUAUCAAAUUUAUUAUUUUCACCAGAUGGCAAAGUUAGUUUUUCCUGAUAAAAAAAACUAAAAAUGUAUAACGAAAUAACGAUUUUUAACCAUUAAAAUAUUUUUUUUUAGGUUAGGCAAAAUCUUGAAGAACCUCUUAUAAUUAACUGCAUUUUAUGAAAAAUGAUAAAGAGAUGUAGGAAGAUGGUGAAAACCAUAAAUUGAAUGAUGAUUUGGUUUGAGGUAUGAAGAAAUCUUAAGCAAUCUGGUUCAAUAUGAAUUUUUUUAUGUACUUUUCCUCUUUAUUUUGAGCAUUCGCAGUAGGUAGUCCCAGGCAAUACAUAUUAUU